Messenger RNA from Gallus gallus (chicken), 1442 nucleotides. RefSeq lists its product as uncharacterized. The record is from RefSeq and is a predicted model, not a curated record. Lineage: Eukaryota; Metazoa; Chordata; Aves; Galliformes; Phasianidae. The transcript has 2 exons. The coding region runs from base 69 to 977 and encodes 302 amino acids.
GGCCAUUUAUAUUGCAGCUCAUCUUGCAGCUCACAUUGCAGCUUAUAUUGCAGCUCACAUUGGAGCUCAUGUUCCGAUUUAUAUUGCAGCUCACAUUGCAAUUUACAUUGCAGCUCAUAUUGAAAUGUCUAUUGCAGCUCAUAUUGCAACUCGAAUUGCAGUUUGAAUUGGAGCUCACAUUGGGAUUCAUAUUGCAGCUCAUAUUGCAACUUAUAUUGCAGUUUAUAUUGCAACUCAUAUUUGGAGCUCAUACUGCAGUUUAUACCGCCACUCACAUUGCAGCUCACAUUGCAGUUUAUAUUGCAGCUCAGACCACAGCUUAUAUUGCAGCUCACGCUGGGAUUCAUAUUGCAGCCCAUGAUGCAAUUUAUACUGCAGCUCACUUUGCAACUCAGCCCACCGUUUAUAUUGCAGCUCAGGAUGCAGUUUAUAUCACCAUCAGUCUUGCAGUUCGUUUCUGCUGCCCCACUCCUAUUGUGACCCACAUUGCAGUCCCUAUUGCAGCUCAGCACUGCAGUUCGCACCACACCUUCGCGCUGCAGUGCUGCUCUUUGCGUUGCAGUUCGUCCUGCAGCUCCCCACGCACUUCACACAGCAGUCUGCAUUGCAACACUGCCAAUCACGGCGCGAUUUGCAUUGGAAUGCACGCUGCAGUUUACGCUGCUUUCACAUUGCAAUCGCAGCUCCGUCCCCCAUUGCCCCCCCCCCUCCCCCCCCCCCAUAACAAAACUCCAUCGCAGUUCGGGCUGCAAUUCACGCUGCAAACUCCACACCAGGAUUUCUGCUGCAGCUCCCAUUGCCACCCACAGUGCCACGGAUGCACACUGCAGGAUACGCUGCAACCUGUGUUGCAACCUCCAUUGCAAUGCAUAUUGCCCCCCCCCCGCGCCCCCUGCAUGCCCCCCCCCCCCCCCCCGCGGAGCUUCAGCCAUGGAAACCCCCAUUGUAUGUAUGCAAACCCCCCCCUCCUUACAUGACAAUGGGUUUUGAUUUUUCUUUCUUUCUCGCUGAUUUGAGGAUUGUUAUUAUGGGGUUGGUUUUAUUUGCCCCCCCCCCCCCCCCUCCCGCCCCCCCCGAAGCGAUCCUCCCCUAUGCAAAAAAAAAAAAAAACAAAAAACAAAAAAAAAAGGAGGAAAAAAAAAAAAAGGAGAGGAAAAAAUAUUAAUAAUAAUAAUUAAAAAAAAUUAAUAAAAAGCCGGAAAAAAAAGCAAAAAAAAAAAAAAAAACAGAAAAGAAAAAAAAAAAAGACGAAAAAAAAAUGUAUAAAAAUUAAACAAGCUCUGCUUCAACUCCACGCAGCGUCCGCGUCUGAUUCCGGGGGGGAAGGGGGGGGGGGACACGGACGACACGGGUGGGCGCUGUCCGACUUGGGUGCCCCCCACGCGCGGGUGUGGGCAGAGGGAUAUGGGGGUACAGGGUGCAGUGGGGGAGGGGGUCAGGGU